CCACGCCCCGUAUCUAGUCUCUAGGCUCGGGGUUCCUGCAAGUCUAACAUCUCUAAGGCACGGCUUUACCAACAUGUCACUCGGAACAGCUGCCCGGAGUUUGGUGAAACCAGUCCGGGGCGUCCUGCGGCCCUCAGCUUUGAGCCGGAGCUACGUCGCUGCCGCUGAAGCCAGAGCUGUGCUGGAAAAUGAGCUCGACAGUAUCCGAGCCGCGGGGACGUGGAAAGGGGAGAGGAUCAUCACGUCGAAGCAGGGUCCUCAAAUCAACGUGGACGGCAGUCGGAGCCGCAUAUUGAAUUUCUGUGCAAACAACUACCUUGGACUGUCCAGCCACCCAGAGGUGGUGCAGGCAGGGAUUGAUGCUCUGAAGUCACAUGGUGCUGGCUUGAGCUCUGUCAGGUUCAUCUGUGGUACACAGGACAUACACAAAAAUCUGGAGCAGAAGUUAGCAGAGUUUCAUGAGAGGGAGGACUGCAUCCUCUAUGCUAGCUGCUUUGAUGCCAACGCUGGACUGUUCGAGGUCCUGUUGGGCCCAGAUGACGCAGUGCUGUCUGAUGAGCUUAACCAUGCCUCCAUUAUCGAUGGGAUCCGUCUGUGUCGAGCAAAGAGGCUGCGCUACAAACACAUGGACCUCAGCGAUCUGGAGAACAGACUCAAAGAGUCUCAGUCAUCUCGUAUGCGUCUGAUAGUGACCGAUGGAGUCUUCUCUAUGGACGGAGAUGUGGCUCCCCUACCUGGAAUCUGUGACUUGGCUGAACAGUAUGGAGCCAUGGUGUUUAUAGAUGAAUGCCACGCUACCGGCUUCCUGGGCCCCCGGGGGAGAGGAACCGAUGAGCUCCUGGGAGUGAUGGACAGGGUUCACAUUAUUAACUCCACCCUGGGGAAAGCACUGGGAGGAGCAGCUGGUGGCUACACAGUUGGCCCGAAGCCGCUCAUUGACCUGCUGAGGCAGCGCUCGCGGCCGUACCUGUUCUCCAACUCCCUCCCCCCUCCUGUCGUGGGCUGUGCCACCCGGGCUGUGGAGCUGCUGCUUGCCUCCAGUGAGAUUGCGCAGAGCAUGACAGCCAAAACCAUGAGGUUUAGGAACAAGAUGACGCAGGCUGGCUUCACCAUUGCGGGCUCGGCUCACCCCAUCUGUCCUGUGAUGCUGGGUGAUGCACGGCUGGCGUCUCUGAUGGCCGAUGACAUGCUGAAGCUCGGAGUGUAUGUGAUUGGAUUCUCCUAUCCGGUCGUGCCGAAGGGCAAAGCCAGAAUCCGCGUUCAGAUUUCUGCCGCCCACACAGACGAAGACAUCGACCACUGUGUUGACGCUUUUAUCCAGACGGGCAGAAAGCACGGAGUCGUUUCAUGAAUAGGUCAAAGAAGCAGGUUUUGAACGAUCAGCAUCAAUUACUGAAUUGAUAUUGAACCGCUUGCUCUUACAGAUCAUGUUGCCUGUUACCCAUGAGACCUAUGAGUGAUUUCGAUGGAAAUAUUAGUUACAUUUGUAGGUCAAAUGAGAUUAGUGUUAUUUUGCAUUUGCUUGGCUGAAUAAAGCACUUUUGCUAACAUGUGGAGGUGUUUGUAUUGUCAGAAAAAGGGCUGUUAAAUAAAAAAUAAUAUGAGAGA
Molecule: messenger RNA, 1608 nt
Organism: Scatophagus argus
Lineage: Eukaryota; Metazoa; Chordata; Actinopteri; Scatophagidae
Gene: gcat
Product: glycine C-acetyltransferase
Exons: 9
Coding region: 74-1351 (425 amino acids)
Biological process (GO): biosynthetic process; L-threonine catabolic process
Molecular function (GO): pyridoxal phosphate binding; glycine C-acetyltransferase activity
Source: RefSeq, a predicted model, not a curated record